GGUAAAAUGGGGGAUACAAAUAUGAAAGUAAACAAAUGAAAGUAACAAUAGGCUUAUAAAGUUAGUACAAGCUAACCUUAUCCUUGACACCUGUCAAACCAAAACCCUCAACUCAACAAUGGAUGCUUUACUCCAAUAGUUACAUUGUUCCAAUUCCUUUCUCAACUCUUCAUCUUUCACAAACUCAAUGGCUUCUACUACACCUUCUGUUUCCUCUUACAUCUGCACCAGAAUCUACAACCUUUCAUCCACACACUCUUCCAUUUCUCUCACCACAAACUUCCCUCAAAGACCCAUAUCCUAUAAACCCCUCAAUCUCAUCCUCAAGUCUCAAAGUUUCACUCUUUCCCCUCUCACACUUCAAUCUCUUCAACCCCUAUUCGCUGCAGCAGAUGCAUUUGAAACUAAUGUAGACACCACAGUUUCUCAACAAGAGGAACAAGAAACAGAAACAGAACAGGAAACAUCUGAUGAACCAAAGAAAGAGGAAGAACAGAAAGUGUCAACCUCAGACAAUGCUGGAAGACUCUACGUUGGAAAUUUGCCGUUUCGAAUGACUUCUGCUAAAUUGUCUGAGAUCUUUGCAGAAGUUGGCAAUGUCGUCUCUGUUGAGGUGGUGUAUGAUCGAGUUACCGCCAGAAGUAGAGGAUUUGCAUUUGUUACAAUGAAGAGUGUUGAAGAUGCUAAAGCAGCAAUUCAAAUGUUUGAUGGUUCUGUAAGUCUUCUACAAUAGCUUGUAAUUAGUUUGUUUUGAUUCAUUUAUGCUCAUCA
Messenger RNA from Lathyrus oleraceus (garden pea), 771 nucleotides. RefSeq names its product 33 kDa ribonucleoprotein, chloroplastic. Gene Ontology annotation, biological process: chloroplast rRNA processing. Gene Ontology annotation, cellular component: chloroplast thylakoid membrane. Gene Ontology annotation, molecular function: mRNA binding. The record is from RefSeq and is a predicted model, not a curated record. The transcript is spliced from 2 exons. The coding region runs from base 188 to 733 and encodes 181 amino acids. NCBI's taxonomy places the organism in Eukaryota, Viridiplantae, Streptophyta, Magnoliopsida, Fabales, Fabaceae.